AGAAUGAUUAAUUUACAUAAACAAAAGAGUAUAAAAGACAUUUGUAAAAGCAAAGUCGAUGUAAACCAUUGUUCUACUACCAGAAACAGAAAUGGAGUGUUCGAAAAUUAUUAUUGUUUUACUGCCGUCAUACUGGAAGUAUCCAGCUGUGUUUUCGCAAAAGCGCCUAACGCUGGCAGUGUAUUUAGCUCAGGAAAUUAUUUAAAGACAGAGGAACUUGAAAGUGGAGGUUGGCAAAUGGUGUUCCGAGCUACGUCUAGAAACGGCGACAGUGUGUAUGACGCAUGGACGAAAGGUACAAAAACUAAUGCAGACAAACCUGUCUCCAUGAAACGAUCGCAUGGAUUACAUUACCGCAACAGCAUUGUAUCCAGUUGGUCAAAUAUUGGUAUCGAAUUCGUCAAGUUUGCAUUUUACGAUGAAGAUAGAGAAGUCGCUCACGUGAUUUUCAAUGGCAAAAACAGUGAUAUCAACAACUGGUUUGACAAAACACGUGUCCUGUCAUCUAGCUGGCCCGAUCUGACUUCCAAACAUACCUACAAUUACUUUUCCAUCGCUGGCCAUUACACGCCGAAGCGCCACGAUCGCCGUUUUUUCAUCAACAGAUCAUAUGCCGGCUGCCCGAAAGAUCUUGGUCACAUGGUUGUUGUUAAUUCUGCUACCCCUGCUGUAUGCCAAUGGGAUAGUCAUGCAACUUAUCCACAGUUCCUGUAUUCGAAAAUCAACUCUGUUGAUUUUUUGGACAGACGAAUGUUUGGAACAGCCGAUUAUAUGGCGAUCUUUAUAAAAAGAAAAGUGUAAAUAUAUAGAAAGUCUUUAUGUAUUAUUUGGCAUGAAUUCGUACUGUUUCCAAUGAAGCUGUAACUUUUUUCCAAGCGCAACUACGUAAACUACUGGUAAUCCAUAAAAAUAUUGAUGCUCUGACUAAUUUGAACAAUAUUAAUACAUUUUAACAAUAAUAUUAAUGCUAAUACAUAUGAGCACUGAUGUAUCAAUGCAUCAAUACUAAUACAAUUGAAGCUAAUACAUUUGAACAAAAAUGUAUCAGUGCUGAUACAUUUGAACAAUGAUAUUAAUGCUGAUACAUAUGAAGAGCGGUAUUGAUGCUAAUAUAACUGAACAAUUAUAUUAAUGAUCAAACAUUUGUACAAUGCUAUUAAUGCUAAUAAAUUUGAACAAUGAUAUUAAUGCUAAUACAUUUGAACUAUUGUAUUAAUGCAUUUUGCAAAAGGAGUAUCUUAUUAGUUUGAGGUUUUCUGUAUUAUAUUAUGAAUAACUACUU
Mercenaria mercenaria is the source of this 1282-nucleotide messenger RNA. RefSeq lists its product as uncharacterized. The coding region runs from base 4 to 801 and encodes 265 amino acids. The record is from RefSeq and is a predicted model, not a curated record. Lineage: Eukaryota; Metazoa; Mollusca; Bivalvia; Venerida; Veneridae. The transcript is spliced from 3 exons.